UCCAAUUCCAAACCUUUGACCUCAAGCAUUCAACAUUUCAACAAUGUUUGCUCUCCAACUUUCCAGUCAAGUCUCUCGGCUGCUGUCAUCUUUCAUUGGCUUCCACCAACAACACCCCAAUAGCCAACACAGCUCACAUUCACAAAUCAAUAAACUCAAAAGUCCCCGAACUUAAAAGAAAUCUCAGACUGACACAAAAAACUAAAAACUUUCCACAUAGAGAGAAAAAAGAAGAAGAGAGAGAUGGAGAAAAGGCUCUCAGAGGCAGCAAUGGAAGGAAACAUUGCGACCCUCAAAGAGUUACUCUUAGAAGACCCUCUCCUUCUUGACAGAACCAUUGUUUCUUGCGUAUCAGAGACUCCUCUCCACAUAUCUUCCAUGUUGGGCCACUUGGGUUUCGUCAAGGAGUUACUGAGUCUUAAGCCCGAGUUGGCCUCCGAGUUCGACUCACACGGAUCCUCCCCUUUGCACCUUGCAUCAGCUAAAGGGUACCUGGAGAUAGUCAAAGAGCUGCUGCUGGUGGAUCCUGAGCUUUGCAUGGUGAGGAACCAGGAAGGGAGGACCCCACUACACGUGGCGGCUGUCAAGGGCCGAGUUAAGGUGGUGAGUGAGUUGGUACGAGUCAAGGCUGAGUCCACCCGGGUGCUCACGGACCGAGCUGAAACGGUGCUGCACUUGUGUGUGGGGCAUAAUAGGUUGGAGGGGUUGAAAGUUUUGGUUGAGGCAAUUGGGAAAGAUGAUGAAUUGGUGAAUUGGAAGGAUUGUGAUGGGAAUACUAUUUUGCAUAUUUCUGUGUCCAAAAAGCAGAUUGAGACCAUAAAAUUUUUGCUUGCCAAGACUAGUGUUGAUGUGAAUGCACUGAAUACAAAUGGCUCUACAGCUUUUGACAUUCUAAUACAGAGUCCCAGAGAUUUGAGGGACAUGGACAUUGAGGAAUUUCUUCGAGGUGCUGGGGCUUUAAGUGCAAAAGAUAUACGUCCGAUUGUGCAAGAAUGGGCUCCAACAAAAGUUCCUCGAAUAACCAAAUCUCUAACCUCAACACUAACCACGAAAGAGAGUGGAUCAGAGAGGCCAGUAGUGAAGCAUAAACAUACUGAUUGGCUUGGUAGGAAGAGAAGUGCAUUGAUGGUGGUGGCAUCUCUUAUUGCAACUGUGGCCUUUCAAGCUGGAAUAACCCCACCAGGAGGUGUGUGGCAAGAUGACCUCACGGUUGAUGAUAAUGGGAACCCUGUGAAAAACCCUCACAUCGCUGGAACAGCAGUCAUGGCAUACACUGAUUCACUUGAGUAUGGUCAGUUUAUGAUUUUCAACACAAUUGCUUUCCUCGCAUCUCUAAGCAUAAUUCUUCUACUUGUCAGUGGCUUACCAAUAAGACGUCGGAGAUGGAUGUGGAUUCAAAUGUUAAUUUUGUGGAUUGCCAUCACUGCACAAGUGGUAACUUAUUUUAUCUCUCUACGUCACAUGUCCCCAGAUAAAGUGCAAGGCAUGCUGCGUGAUGUUACUGAGAUAUCAGUCUUGACCUGGUUGGCGCUAAUUAGUGUCGUGUUCAUAGGCAAUAUUAUUCGUAUGAAUUUGUGGGUUCUCAGAAAGUAUGGUUAUAUUAAGGAGAAAGAGUUAGCAGUACCUAAUGCUGAAAUUGAUGAUGACCAAGAAGAAGUGUGAGGUGAAGAUUGUAAUAAAAGGAAAUCCUCCCAAUUUUUAUACUGAUAGCCAACUCUGCUCUUCUUGUUUUAGUGUUGCUGAUAUCCCAGAUUGUUAGUCAUCAGUGGAAUGCUAUUUGUAGUAUGGGUGUGGGAGUAGUCUUUAGGCAAGUUUUGUUGCUGAUAAAGCCAAGUCCUUUUCUGGUAAUUGCCUGAAGUAAGUCAUUUUUUAUCCGGAUUGUUUUAGUAAGUCAGUUUUUAUCCGGAUUGUUUUAGUUGAGAUGGGCUAAACACCAUUUUUGUGAUCUCUCUUGAUUGGUUGUACUAUUUGUUUGGGUUAUAAAUUGACCCAAUUAAUUAAUUCAUUUACCCAACUUUAUUAA
Molecule: messenger RNA, 2023 nt
Organism: Quercus lobata
Lineage: Eukaryota; Viridiplantae; Streptophyta; Magnoliopsida; Fagales; Fagaceae
Product: ankyrin repeat-containing protein At5g02620-like
Exons: 2
Coding region: 244-1662 (472 amino acids)
Cellular component (GO): plasma membrane
Molecular function (GO): protein binding
Source: RefSeq, a predicted model, not a curated record